Chondrus crispus (carragheen) is the source of this 381-nucleotide messenger RNA. NCBI's taxonomy places the organism in Eukaryota, Rhodophyta, Florideophyceae, Gigartinales, Gigartinaceae. The record is from the annotation of a RefSeq genome assembly.
AUGGCUCGAAUUGCAGGAGUUGAUCUCCCUAAAAAUAAAAGAAUUGAAAUUGGGUUAACUUAUAUAUAUGGUAUAGGUUUAUCUCGCUCUCAAGAAAUAUUGGAAAAAAUUCAUCUUGAUGGCAAUAUUUUAGUACACAAUUUAAAUGAUACACAAAUAGUUGCGAUUCGAGAUAUUUUAAAUAAUGAAUAUCAAAUUGAAGGGGAUCUACGAAGAGUUGAAUCUAUUAAUAUUAAACGGUUAAUGGAAAUUAACUCUUAUAGAGGAAAAAGACAUAGAACUGGGUUACCAUUAAGAGGUCAAAGAACAAGAACUAACGCAAGAACACGCAGAGGCACAAAAAAAACCAUGACAGGUAAAAAGAAAGCUCCACGUAAAUAG